ACCCGGGAUCUCGUCUUGGAGGCAAUUCUUAAUCUUGGUGUUCGCAAAUCUGCGAAUUGGUUUAAGUCUCGUCUCCGUGACGACGGCGGUCUCGACGAGGUGGCCGAGGCAGUCGGCGCCGCGGUAGAUUACCUUGCCGAUCUAGCACCAACUGGAGCUGAACCUUACCUAGGAUCAUCCAAGCAAAUUCGUCCUCGUCCAUUCAUGAGCUCACUCCGCCUUGGAGCUAACCCCUCUAAUGGCAAUAUCACAUCCAUUUUCUCUACCCCAACCAUCACCAAUGUUACUACGAAUUUAGGAAAGGCAGUUGGCGAGUCUGACAUUAAAGCUUUUGGUUUAGAAGACGACAACAAUCCAACUGGGUUAGAUGAGUUUGCUUUGGAUAAACUUAAGCGCGUUUGUCACUAUACUCGCCUCCUUGAAAAUGUGAGUAUUUUCAUAGUAUUGCCCUGA
Messenger RNA from Protopolystoma xenopodis, 453 nucleotides. Lineage: Eukaryota; Metazoa; Platyhelminthes; Monogenea; Polystomatidea; Polystomatidae. The record is from the annotation of a GenBank genome assembly.